AUGGGCUCCUCCAAUGCUUCAGUAUUCACCGCAGCCACUGUGGCUGCUGCGCCAGAAGAUCCUCUGUUUGGAUUGAUGAAGGCCUAUCGCGAGGACCCCUCCGAUAAGAAGGUCGACCUGGGCAUCGGUGCCUACCGCGACAACAACGCAAAGCCCUGGAUUCUGCCCGUGGUUAAGAAGGCUGACAAUGCCAUCCACAAUGACCCCAGUCUCAACCAUGAAUACCUGUCCAUUGGUGGUCUGGCCGAGUUCACCUCUGCCGCCCAGAAGCUGAUUGUCGGCGCCGACAGCCCUGCGAUCAAGGAGAAGCGAAUCUGCUCCCUCCAAACAAUCUCAGGAACAGGCGCCGUCCACCUGGGAGGCCUCUUCCUCUCGAAAUUCCACCCUCAAAAACCAACCAUCUACCUCUCAAACCCAACAUGGGCAAACCACAAUCAAAUCUUCUCCAACGUCAAUCUCUCCAUCGAAAAAUACCCCUACUUCCACGCCUCAACCAAAGGCCUCGACUUCAAAGGCAUGAUGUCCACCCUCGAAAGCGCCCCCAACGGCUCAAUCAUCCUCCUCCACGCCUGCGCCCACAACCCAACCGGCGUUGACCCAACCCAAGACCAAUGGAAGCAAAUCGCAGCCACCAUGCGCGCGCGCUCCCACUUCCCCUUCUUCGACACAGCCUACCAAGGCUUCGCCUCCGGCGAUCUGUCCCGCGACGCCUGGGCCAUCCGCUACUUCGUCGAGCAAGGCUUCGAGCUCUGCGUCGCCCAGUCCUUCGCCAAGAACUUCGGCCUGUACGGCGAGCGCACGGGCGCUUUCCAUUUCGUCUCUGCGCCCGGCCCCGAUGCCGCCACCGCCUCAGCCCAUAUUGCGUCCCAGCUGGCUAUCCUGCAGCGCUCGGAGAUUUCCAACCCGCCUGCUUAUGGUGCGCGCAUUGCUAGUCGCGUCCUGAAUGAUCCCACUCUGUUCGGUGAGUGGGAGGAUGACCUGCGUACUAUGAGUGGUCGGAUUCUGGAGAUGAGAGCUGGUUUGCGCGAGCGUCUUGAGAAGAAGGGCACUCCUGGUGACUGGAGCCAUAUUACUUCGCAGAUUGGCAUGUUCUCGUUUACGGGAUUGACUGAGGCGCAGGUUAUGACGCUCCGGGAGAAGUGGCACGUCUACAUGACUAAGAAUGGAAGAAUUUCCAUGGCUGGGCUUAAUACGCACAAUAUUGAUUACUUUGCCGAGGCUGUUGAUAGUGUUGUUAGGGGUUGA
Penicillium nucicola is the source of this 1245-nucleotide messenger RNA. Its product is annotated as aspartate aminotransferase. Lineage: Eukaryota; Fungi; Ascomycota; Eurotiomycetes; Eurotiales; Aspergillaceae. Gene Ontology annotation, biological process: L-aspartate biosynthetic process. The transcript is spliced from 2 exons. Gene Ontology annotation, cellular component: cytosol. Gene Ontology annotation, molecular function: L-aspartate:2-oxoglutarate transaminase activity; pyridoxal phosphate binding. The record is from RefSeq and is a predicted model, not a curated record. The coding region runs from base 1 to 1245 and encodes 414 amino acids.